Molecule: messenger RNA, 2002 nt
Organism: Jatropha curcas
Lineage: Eukaryota; Viridiplantae; Streptophyta; Magnoliopsida; Malpighiales; Euphorbiaceae
Gene: SDG4
Product: SET domain group 4
Cellular component (GO): nucleus
Molecular function (GO): histone methyltransferase activity; protein binding
Source: RefSeq, a predicted model, not a curated record
UUUUCCCUCCCUCUGGAAAAACUUUCCUUAUAUUCUCUCUCUUUCUUUGCUCCAUUGAUAGGGUUUAUUUUUCACUUUCUUUCUUCAAUUUCUAGUAGGAAGUUCAAGUAAUGCCAGACUUAGGCAAUAUCUCUGUAUCUCUUAGUCGCUGUUCUACUGUCAAGCCUCUCUCUCCUUCUCCUACGGACACUCAAUUAGAUUCAACGUCUCCUUCUAUUUGUUCUGGUUCAGUCAAAACCCUAGCCAAAGACUAUAAUUGGGACCAGAAAAUUCGAUUUCCUGUCGAGGUUACUUGCAAUGGCAAAUCAAUUAGGGUUUUGAAGCGCAGCCGUGCUGGGGGUGGAGCAGUUAAAAAAGGAGGUAAUGGUAAAUGUUUGGACGAUUAUGUUGGGGAUUGGGUUAAGAAGAAGAUGGAUUCGGGUGUCUCUCAGUCUCGCUGCUUCCUUCCUUUCCUUGUUGGCUCAAAGAAAAUUGUUGAAUGUCUUCUUUGCCAUAACUUUAUCUUCCCCGGUGACAAGGUAACAUGCACUGUCCAUAAUUGUGAGGGAGUUUACCACUUAACAUGUGUGAAGGACAGGCUUCACGUCUCAAAUCCAAGAAAAUUUAAGUGUCCACAGCAUGCAUGCUUCAUUUGCAAACAAAAAUUUCAUUGGCGAUGUGUGCGAUGUUCAAUGGCAUCACAUGAUAAAUGCGGUCCAUGGCCAGAUAGAGUUAUUCAUUUGAUAGAUCAACAAGGAAGAGCAGUGUGUUGGAGGCAUCCAACUAAUUGGCGGUUAGAUAAGAAGAAUAUCAUUCCAGCAAGUAAUAUAGAGGACGUAUUUUGCCGCUUGCCUCUACCAUAUACUGAUGAAGAAUUCAAGAUUGACUUAACUUGGAAAGCCCUGAUGGAGAAUAAACUAGAGCCCCCACCAUAUGUGCACAUCAGACGCAAUGUGUAUCUAGUUAAGAAGAAGCGUGAUGUUGCUGAUAAUGAUGUGGGCUGCACAAAUUGCAGUUCUACAUGCUGUGAAGAUUGUGUAUGCAGGGUUCAAUGUAUAAGCUGCUCGAGGGCUUGCCAUUGCUCUGAAAAUUGCACAAACAGGCCAUUUCGCAAGGAGAAAAAGCUAAAAAUUGUUAAGACUGAAUUUUGUGGUUGGGGAGUGGAGGCAGCUGAAUCCAUAAACAGGGGCGAAUUUAUAAUUGAGUAUAUUGGGGAAGUGAUUGAUGAUGCACUGUGUGAACAAAGGCUUUGGGACAUGAAAUACAAAGGUGUACAGAACUUUUACAUGUGCGAAAUUCGAAAAGACUUCACUAUUGAUGCAACAUUUAAGGGGAAUUCGUCUCGCUUUCUAAAUCACAGUUGUGAUCCCAACUGCUUCUUGGAAAAGUGGCAGGUUGAGGGAGAGACACGAGUAGGUGUGUUUGCUGCUCGUUCAAUAAAAGUUGGGGAAUCAUUGACGUAUGAUUACAGAUUUGUGCAAUUUGGACCAGAGGUGAAGUGCCAUUGUGGUGCACGAAACUGUCAUGGUUAUCUUGGAACAAAAAGAAAGAUUGCUAAGUUGAACAUUUGCUGGGGCGCAAAACGCAGGAGAUCAUCAACUGCUUGCUUAGCUAUUGUAACUGUAUAAUUCAUAUCUGCAGGAUCAGUCUUGUACAUUUUUCCGAUAAUCAAGUACCGUAUCGACGAAGUGGAUGUGAAAACUACAGAGAAAGAAAAGAAAACCUCAUUGCCAUUGUUAUACCAUUCUUCAAGCUUAAAAGUGAAAAAAAAUAUUAAGUUUUCCAUGUUAACUUUUGCUAAUAGGCAUUCAAGUGAAAAGUAAGAGUGCAUGUAAUUGAUUUUUCUCCAAGUGGGGUUACCAAGUUGUAGUUCACACAUUUUUUGAGGGUAACGCGGGUCACAGGAUUUGGAAGAUUUGAAGAUUGGGUUUAAAAUCUUUGAUCUUCUCAUUCGCGUUCUUAUUUUUAUUGUAUUUUUAAGUUUUAACUAUGCAAUGAAGCUUAUCAUCUGAUAUCCGACAAA